Messenger RNA from Hyalella azteca, 6070 nucleotides. RefSeq names its product hemolymph clottable protein. Gene Ontology annotation, molecular function: lipid carrier activity. Bases 33 to 5729 code for a protein of 1898 amino acids. Gene Ontology annotation, biological process: lipid transport. The transcript has 34 exons. Lineage: Eukaryota; Metazoa; Arthropoda; Malacostraca; Amphipoda; Hyalellidae. The record is from RefSeq and is a predicted model, not a curated record.
AGAAGCACUUGUAAAGUCUAGGAUGAAGUGCGAUGAUCUCGUCGAUAUCAGAUUGCAGCGACCGCUUCAUCUGGUCGUGCAGACACCAGCUGGCGGGUCGGCGCUGUCUGAGGUAUAAAAGCCCUCACCUCGCACUGCAGGUCACCACUUCUCAGGUGCAGGAGGAGCGGCCAACACUUGGACACUCGUGGGGAACAUCGUCAGCCAGGAUGAGGGUCGUCUUACUCUUGUUAGCUGUUCUCAGCGUGGCCACGGGCCUCCAGGGUCCCGUGGAGUAUGAAUAUAAAUACGAGGCUCGUGUCGGGUCCGGACUGCUGGCUGCUCGUCCGCAGUUCGCUGCCACCGGCAUCCGCGCUACGGUCAAACUCACCAUCCGCGAUGACCAGAACACCGCUGACAUCGAGGUGCGAGAUGUGAAAGUGGGCGAGAAGUCCCAGGCGCUGGAUGAAGACGGUCGCCAGCCUGUGGAAAUCGAAUACAAAGACAUCUUGGACAAGGCGCUUGAGCUGCCCUUCACUGCUCACCUCAACAAGAAGGAUGGGGAUGUCGUGCUGGAGGUUCCUGCUAACGACAUCUUGUGGGUAACCAACAUCAGACGCGGCAUCGCUAACUUCUUCAGGAUUGCUCCCAUCAUCGACCCGUCCUCCAUCAGGCCUCCCCCACAGGGCGAGGACGAAGUGGAGCCACAGGGCUUCUCGCGUAUGGAAGACACCUACAAUGGUCGCUGCCAAGUCGGGUAUACCUUGACGAAGGCCGCACCUCAAGAUAUCCCCUCCCCCCCUUCGGAAGACAUCCAAUCCAUGAGGUCUCGUAAAGGUCCUGGUGGGCGACAGAUCCAACUCGAGGACGAGUUCUACCGCGUGCAGAAGUCGCUGGAUUACACCACUUGCAAGGAGAGGGUUUCUCUCCUGCAGGCUGGGUCUUCAAACCUCACCAACAUCACUGACUCGCAGUUCAGAGACGUCAUGGCCAGGAGCCUCGUGGGCCAGUACGUGCUCAAGGGUGCGCCCGGCAAGUUCAGGAUUGAAUCUGGCGUCGUCGAGUCUCAGAUUAUCCUCGAACCUUUCGGUGUCAACUCCGACAAAAUGGUCACCUUCUCCAACCAGACGAUGCAGCUGAUGUCGGCCCGCCCAGUUUCUGGAGGCGUCAAGAAGAGCGGAGACAACACCAAGGAGGUGAAGACCUGGGCACAGCAGGUGCAGAGCCCCAACAACAAGCCUACAGGAUACACCCCUAAAUGGAUCCAAUACAAGAAGGACCAAGAAGUGCAGUCCGAAAGCCCCAUCUUCUACGAGCGUCUGGUCAGCGGCUUCGACAUGACCCGCGAGUUUAAGGAUAACUUGCAGCAACGUGUAAUACAAGCCGUGCAGCGCGCCGCAAAGCAGCUGCAGGUGCAGAACAUGGACAGCAAAAAGGAGCCCAAGGAUUACAUUGGAUCUGAGGACGGUCGCGCCGCCCAGAGUCUGCAUGAGGCGCACAAACUCAUCCGUGCCUUGCCCAAGGAUGACCUCCAGAAGAUCGACCAACAGCUUCAACAGCAGGCGCAACAGUGCCAGUUGUGCCACGACUUGUUCAUUGAAGCGCUUGCAGUCGCUGGCUCCGGCGCCUCUCUCGACAUGAUCGUCGAAAAGAUCCAAAAGAACGAAAUCUCGGACAACAGGACCGCCUCAAUCUUCUUCAGCAUCGCCAACAACGUGCAGUCCCCUGAAGCCAUCGACAAGCUUUUGGAUUUCGCAAUGAGCAUACGCGAGGAGACCAAGACUCUUGUGAGCGUUAUUGUCAAGCCAAACUUGGCCAUCUUGAUCCGCCGGCUGUGCGUCAGCGAAGAGGAGAUGCCAUACUCGCACAUGCGCAAGAUGUUCGGCGAUAAGCAGUGCGACAAAGACACCGUGGUUCAUAAGUACCUGCCCCAUCUUGAGGACAGAAUCAAGACCGCUUCACAGAGUUGGGUGAGGAUUCUGAACGUAUUGGCUGCUGCAGAUCUGGGAGCUCCUGAGAGUUUGCAAAUUCUCGAGAAGGUUGCUAAGGGCGAGAUCACGGAUAACAUCUACGUGCGAUACGCGGCCAUCCACGGCAUGUCCAUCAACACGUUCGAUAACUGCACUCGAGACAAGAUCUUCAACAUCUUGCAACCAAUGGCUGAGUCGCAAGCUGAAGACUUCAGGAUUCGUCAGGUCGCGUUCGACACACUCUUGGCCUGGAGGCCGAAUGUUACAUUCAUCCAGCGCAUGGCUUCCUCGGCGAGAAGAGAGGCGUCCGUUCAGGUCCAGAGUUACAUCUACAACGCCAUCGACAGUCUUGCUGUCAUCGAUGACCCUGACUUCAAAGAUCUGAGCAGUGCCGCCCGCAACAUGCGACAACUGACUCGCCAAAUGUCGCCCUCAUCUCACCGCGCCUUCACUUACAAAGACUCCCGCUACCUGCCCAUGGAACAGGUUGGAGCUGAAGGCGAGGUUGCAUGGCUAAGCGGCCUCCGCGCCUACUUCCCACGCGAGAUCUACACCUACGUGGUCGCUCAGCUUGGCAAAUUCAGAGUCCCGCUUUUCGAGAGCAUGACCUUCGGCAACGUACAGUCGGCUUACUCCUACUCACGCGACAUCCUUGCUUCCAUGCGACGCAUCCCUGCCGUGGCCUCCGCCGAGCGACAAGAGAGGCGCAGCAAGAUCCAUCAGCAGAUCAAGCAAUCUGAUGACAACGAUAGCGUCGACAUCUACCACUACUCCAGAAUCUUCAAGACUUCAGAGCUCUUCUUGCCACUGUCCGACGAGCUGUUCAGCAAGCUCAAAGAAACUGGAGAUGCCAUGAUCCGCCGUCACAGCGUCCAUGCUCCUCGCGAUAUUGCUGAUGAUCGUUAUCAGAUCUACAAGUACUUCAAUCCGGUCGAAAUCAACGUUAUCUUGCCUACACCAGUCGGUCUCUUCACUCAUACCGAGGUGAGCACUCCUACCGUCAUAUACAUAAACCUGAAGUCGACGACAACGCUGUCGCCGCCCGGCAUGCCCGACUCCAGCCAACUGCCCAAGCUGAGGAAAAUUGACGUCGCCGCUGAGGGCAUUGUCAAGGCCGUGACCAAAUCGAACACCUACACAUACGUGUACGCUCCCUGGACCAACAAGACGGCCGUGGCUGGCGUUGACAACGAGAAGUCCUUGUCGCUGCCCAUGAACCUGCGCCUCGCUGCCGACGUCAGGCUGCCCGUGCAGCAGCUCUGGGCGCAGCUCACCCCGCGCUUCAACCAGACUUCCGAGUCGAUCCCAGUACUGAAGGUUCGCAACGUGCCCUUCACGGGCAUCGGCAAGGUCAUGCCCAGUCCUGUUCACGACGGGGACUUUGAAAACUUCGAGAAGGUGCGAUGGGUCUACGACGACACCCAUUUGGUGCGCAAGACGAUGAAGAUCUCCGCUGACGCGACAGGCUUGAACGCUGAAGUUCGCUACGUCGGAGAGCCUGAUCUGCCUAUCAACCAACCCAACAUCAUCAAACUCUUCCUGGAGCCUAGCCGUCUCGUAGGCCUGCUGGCGUCGCCCACCGUCAAGAACUACGCGCUCACGCUCUACCAGAACCCUGGAGACGCUCCCACCAAGAAGAUCGGUCUCGCCCUGCGUCACAUCGUGAACAAGGGCACUGGAUCUGCUCCAUUGACAGUUGAGGAAGAUGCACUCAAACCCAUUGACAUCGCACCCGAGGAUACAAUUGAAGAGCGUCAGCAAAAGUUGGUCCAAUUCAGCAGCUGGAAUAACCACGAGUUCUCAGCUCACGUCAACUUCACUGGUGGAGACACGAAGAUUUACGAAGCAGCUAUCAUUGCCGUCGAACAGGAGCACAGCGUGAAUUCUGAGAAUUCACCACGCGUCUUCUACAAGGUUCAGGCCGCUCUCCUCGAGAAAAACUCCAAGUCACCUCGCAAACCCAAGACGUGCUUGAUGUUCACAACUGACAGACCUCAGCUGAUGCCCGAGGAUGCUCGUCGUUCGCCGAGCCCCGACGACGACACGGUCUACAUGAACUCUGAAGUUGGCCUCAACAUCUACGAGGGAUCUUCUUGCAAGAAAGAUGACCAGCCCCUUGCUAAGGGAAAAGCCACCCUGACUGUCUCGGACAACCGCAUCAAGGUACUGACUGGCAAAAGUGGAAAGGAGGGAGAAUUCGUCUUCAAGAACAGCAGCGAGUUCUACAGAUUGGCGGUCUACGACCAGAUGCGUUUCCAAGUUGACUGGCAGACUCCAUCACCGGCGCUGAAGAAUGUCACCAUGCGAAUCAAGGAUCUAGCCGAAGGUUAUCUUUUCCCUAAGAUCGUCAAAAAUCGCAUGACCACCAACCAGGAUAAGCGAAUGGUCGUCAGGGCUGACAGAUCCAUCUCGGACAACCGUGUUGACGUCUGGAUUGAGCUUCCUAAGGAGACGGAUCACGCUGAGCGUGUUGAAAUCCAACCUUGGUUUGAUCACAUCUCUGGCUUCACUCCAAACAUCUUUUCCGUCUACAACUCGUCGACUACCAAGUUCCUGCAGGCCCAUGAAGGACAGUGCCAUGUUUCUGCGGAGCACGUGACGACCUUCGACGGGGUUUCUUACUCCAAGCUUCCCACAGCCUGUGAAACAACCGCUGUGGAAAUUCAGCGAGGCAAGGACAAGAUUGCCGUCACCACCAGCCGGUAUCCUGAUGCUAAAUCAUCGACGCGUCUCGUCAAGAUAUUGUCAGCUGAUGAUGGACUCGAAAUCAUCGCUCAAGGACAAAAUGUCAAGAUCAACGGCCAACUGAUGCCUCCUUCUGAGAAGACGGAAGAGGUCAAGGACGAGUCCGGAAACGUUAUUGCGAGGGUGUCCAAGACAGGUAGCACCACCAAGAUUAAUCUGCUCGAGAAGAUUUUGGUUAUUCUUCAGGACAACACUGAACUCUUGAUCAAGGUUGAUUCUCGCUACAAGAACGCCACCCAGGGCCUUUGCGGAGGUUUCAAUGGAGAAACUGCACGAGACCUCUUUGAUCGCAAAAGCUGUAUUUACAGGCCUGAUGCUGGAUCAAUGUUCGCCGCUGCCUGGGUCAACAGUGAGGAACAGUGCGAGGAGGAGACCUUGAAGAAUCUCUUCGUGGAAGUUCACGAUAAACAAGCCCAUCAUUGUCAAUCACUAAUGAGUUCUUCGUCUUCUGAGGACUGUAGAGUUACAAAAGGCUAUCCUAUCGUCAACAUCGAAGGAUCCACUUGUGUUAGUGAGACUGAAGAACUCGUGUGCAAGCAGGGCUGCAAGAAACGCAACAAGAGCAAGGAAGAGAACGUUCCGUUCAAGUGCUGGCAUCAUGGCAACGUGCCUAAGGAGGUUUUGGCUAACAAGUUGAAUGGCUACAUGCCUAAUCCAUGCGACAUAAAAGAGGAUUUCAAGAAGUCCACCACUUACAUGGCUCCGCACAACUGCACCAGCCGUAUCUUGACCGCGCAUGGGGUUGGUCUGGACCCUGAAUGUUUCCUGACAGCGUACCCAGUGUCUCAGGAAGGACCCUUGCUGUGCACCACUGAAGAGCCUCAUCGCCUGUGCAAGCCUGAAUGCAGGGUUGUCGACACUAUGCCGCGACAGGCGUCCGGCAAAUGCUGGAACAUAGACGACGCUCCUCAGGAGUUGCAGGACGCCCAGAAGGACGGCUACAUCGAGAAGGCGACGACCGAAGAACCUCUCCUCAAACGCGUCUUGGCUGUCCAGAGCGCACGUCUCUGCAUCAAGUCUAACGAGCGGCAAUAGGAUCUGAAAGCCUUGUGCCUUGCAGUGUCUGACGGCACUCGGCACCAACACUUUGCUUUAGAUAUGACAGCUCAAUACUUCUUCAGGCUAUUAGGUGGGAUUUAGCGUUAAAAAUUAGAGGAUCAGAUAAGGUUAAAACGAUUAGACUUGCUUGGUGUGCUUAUGGCACUCCAGUUAAACAAGCAUGGCGACGUCAAGAUCACUGGAAGGCCUGAUGAGGGAAAGUAUGAAAAGUGUUGAUCACGUUCAAUAUAAAAAUUAAUAAUCCGCUUCAUCCCAAAAUAUAACCACACUAUAGCUUGGAAGUGCCUACGUUUUCAUCAAUAAAAAUUUCAGCGUAA